GGAGAGUACAUAGCGACAAUAAACGACCUCUCACCUGUAAACACGAACAAUUUGUGUUUCGAGGCGGAGUUAGGCUUUCGUUGAUCUAAUGUUCUAUUCUAUACUACUGACCAAUGAUAGAAAGUCCUCAGGGCACGAUAGGAGGAGCAUGAAUAUUAUUAAGUGUGUGUGUGUGGACAGUGGAGGGUAUUUUUCAACCUCAGACUUUGGAGCAUACCAGAAGAAGUUCAUUUCUAUUGUGUAUGUGUGACAGAAACACCUAGUUAAAGAAGUAACAUGGGUGAAAUUGCAGAGUGCAGCUGGUCUUCAUCGGUGUUGUGCUGCAUCGGCUCCGUCACUGUGCUGUAUUACCUGCUGAGGUGGUCUUGGCAAUGUUGGCAUGGAUUCAAAGUGUACGUGAUCUCUGAAAUCUGGCAAACGGACUUGAGGACAUAUGGGAAGUGGGCCGUUGUUACUGGAGCGACAUCAGGGAUUGGCAAAGCAUAUGCUAAAGAGCUUGCCAAACGAGGCUUAGACAUUGUUCUGAUCAGUCGCUCAGAUGACAAGCUCCGCCAUGUUGCCAAGGAAAUAGAGUCUCAGUACAAGCGGAAGACUCGUGUAAUUCAGACAGACUUUACAGAGGGCCAUCCCAUCUAUUCAGCUAUUGUACAGCAGCUAGAGGGCCUGGAGAUUGGAAUUUUGGUGAACAAUGUAGGUAUGAACUAUAUGGGAGUUCUGGCAAACUUCCUGGAUGCUCCUGACCCCGAACAGAGAAUCACACAGGUGAUAAAUUGUAACAUACUGUCUGUCACUCAGAUGAGCAGACUCAUUUUGCCAGGCAUGGUUGAAAGGGGAAAAGGUCUCAUUAUAAACAUAUCAUCAGAGGCAGCCUCUCAACCCCAGCCAAUGCUGACAGUGUAUUCUGCCACUAAGAUAUUUGUGACAUAUUUCUCUCGCUGUCUGAAUGCAGAAUAUAGAUCACAAGGAAUCACUAUUCAAUGUGUAGCCCCGUUUAUGGUCUCCACUAAUAUGACUCAUAACGUACCUGUGAAUCCUUUAAUAAAAAGUGCUGCUUCGUUCGCUAGAGAUGCACUGAACACUGUGGGUUACACAACAUUUACAAGCGGAUGUAUAACUCAUGCGCUGCAGCAUAUUGCUCUGUGUAUCUUUUUUCCAGGCUGGCUGCGUCUCUCUUCCUUUUGUGUGCAACGCAUGGCAAAAUUUGCUCGCAGUGUUGAACCUCAGAUUAAGAAGAGGAUGGCAGAGACAAACAACAAAAAGGACUGACACAAGCACACUGUGCGGACUGCAGUGAUGAACACACAAACAGAGAUACACAAACAUACACACAGUAGCAUCCACAGUAAGAGCUGUACAUAUACACAAACUACUGUAUUUCUACUGAGGCAAACAUAACAUAGUUAGAACUACAGUAACACAUACACACAAACACAUUUUCUGGUAGGUUGACAGAUGCACACACACAGGUCACAGCUGCAGUGACACAUUAGGUAAGCAAAUACAAAUAAUGUUUAUUCAUGAUUUUUACGCAUAGGAAUCAGGAGUCUUAAUCAAUAGGAUAACGACUAGAGAGCUCAUCUUUUAAUCUGUAAUCUUUAAAAUGGAUUAAUUUAUUUUCCAUAAUGUGAUAAGAACAAGCUCAAGAGUGAUGGAUUAUAAUUUACUUUUUUGCAUUAAAAAAAAAAAAAAAAAAAAAAAAAAGGCAAUGAAGGGAAAAAUGACCGCAAUGUUUAGUUUAAUAACAGUCUCCUGCUUACAGACUCAACAUUCAGUCAUAUGAUUCAGCUAUUGCAUUAAAUGCUAUGGAAUGCAGUACAUCCUGAUUGAAAAUCCUCUUCACCUAAAUUACAAUUCAAGAUCAUAAUUUGUACAGUCCCAUUUAUGGUCCUGUACUGAAUACAGUAACUGUAACUAUGUAUACUGAAGUAUAUUAAUGAUGCACAAUUUCAGAUAAGAUUUUUUUUUUUUUUUUUUUUUAGAUAUUCUGGAUUGUGGAAAUUGGACUGUGUAAUUUUUGCAUACUAAAACUCAAAACACUGUAAACAACAACAACAAAAAUACUUUUUAUAUGAAAUGUACAGAAUGUAAUGGCUUUUAAACUACAUAUUCCGCAAAAUACCCCUAUUAUUGUACAGCUAUGAUACGAUACAAUACAAAAAUAAUUUCAGCA
Messenger RNA from Myxocyprinus asiaticus (Chinese sucker), 2170 nucleotides. Its product is annotated as very-long-chain 3-oxoacyl-CoA reductase-like. The record is from RefSeq and is a predicted model, not a curated record. Gene Ontology annotation, molecular function: oxidoreductase activity. The transcript is spliced from 11 exons. Bases 277 to 1266 code for a protein of 329 amino acids. NCBI's taxonomy places the organism in Eukaryota, Metazoa, Chordata, Actinopteri, Cypriniformes, Catostomidae. Gene Ontology annotation, cellular component: endoplasmic reticulum.